UUCUGUUGGUGUUGGCUUCACAAUUGAGAACAAAUCCUUAACUCUGCACUCCGCACUUACUCUUAGUAUUAGGGUUUAAGCAAUCAAGAAGAAGAAGAAGAAGAAGCAGUCUCUCGCUCUGUGUUCAUGGAGGAGGCGGAGGUGCGACGACUACAAGAUUCCGUCGAGGGCGAUCCCGACGAUGCUUCUCUCCGUUUUCAUCUCGGCGUGUUGCUGUGGAACGACGAGAAAUCGAAAGAAAAAGCGGCGGAGCAGUUGGUAGCGGCGGCCAGAUUGAACCCUCAGAACGGCGGCGUUUUCAGGUACCUAGGGCAUUACUACUGUUGCUACCACAAAGACACUGACAGAGCUGUCAAGUGCUACCAGAGAGCUCUCUCCCUCGACCCCAACGAUUCCGAUUCCGGGGAAGCGUUGUGCGAUUUGUUGGACAACCGAGGAAACCACACUCUGGAGGUCUCCGUCUGCCGGGAAGCCUCCAACAAGUCACCGAAGGCCUUUUGGGCAUUUCGCAGAUUGGGUUACUUGCAGGUCCAUCUUAAAAACUGGUCCGAGGCCGUUCCCUCUCUUCAACAUGCCAUUCCAGGCUAUCCUACGUCUCCUGAUCUCUGGGAGACUCUUGGCCUUGCCUACCACCGACUCGGCAGGUUUACCGCUGCGAUCAAGUCCUAUGGAAGAGCCAUCGAAUUGGAGUCGACGAGGGUCUUUGCUUUGGUUGAAAGUGGAAACAUCCAUUUGAUGCUUGGUUCAUUCAAAAAAGGAAUUGAGCAGUUUCGUCAGGCCCUGGAGGUCUCUCCUAAAUGCAUAUCUGGAAACUAUGGGCUUGCUUCGGGACUUCUCGGUCUCGCAAAGGAAUAUGUUUAUUUGGGAGCAUUUCGAUGGGGAGCUACAUUGUUAGAGGAGGCAUGUAAAGUUGCUAAGGAAACUACCGUCUUAGCUGGAAAUUUGUCAUGCAUUUGGAAGCUGCAUGGUGAUAUUCAGCUCACAUAUGCAAAAUUUUACCCAUGGGCGGUGGAGAUCCAGGGUUUAGAACUUACUGUCGAAGCUUUUAAUUCUUCCAUUGUUUCCUGGAAACGUGCCUGCUAUUUGGCUGCAACUUCCGCCAGAUGUUCUUAUCAGCGAGCUUUGCUCUUGGCUCCAUGGCAAGCAAAUAUCUAUACAGAUAUUGCAAUUAGUUCAGAUCUUGUAUCCUCUUUGACCGAGUGCCCUAGUCAUGACUUAAAUGCUUGGCAGCCACCAGAGAAGAUGGCCUUGGGGGCCUUGUUACUUGAAACUGAAAAUUACGAGUUCUGGGUGGCUUUGGGACAUUUGUCUAAUCAUAACACAUUAAAACAACAUGCUCUAAUUCGGGGUUUGCAACUGGAUGCAUCUCUAGCUGUUGCUUGGGCAUACUUAGGGAAGCUCUAUAGGAGAAAUAAUGAGAGGCAAUUGGCAAGACAGGCUUUUGAUUGCUCGAGAAGUAUAGAUCCUUCACUUGCAUUACCAUGGGCUGGCAUGUCAGCUGAUUUUCAUGCUGGGGAGCCAGCAGCAGAUGAGGCUUUUGAGAGUUGUUUACGAGCUGUGCAAAUUUUGCCUCUUGCAGAAUUUCAAAUUGGUCUUGCUAAGCUUGCAGUGGUUUCAGGACAUCUUUCAUCUCCACAGGUUUUUGGAGCUAUCAUGCAGGCCGUGGAGCGCACCCCUCACUAUCCAGAAAGCCAUAAUUUGAAAGGGCUGGUUUGUGAGGCACGAUAUGAUUAUCUGUCUGCUGCCGCUUCUUAUAGGCUAGCUCGAUGCAGAGCCGCUGACUCUUUCUCCUGUGUUUCAAAAUCUCAAAUCAGAGAUAUAUCAAUUAAUUUGGCCAGAUCUCUUAGUAAGGCUGGAAAUUUUCUAGAUGCCGCACAGGAAUGUGAAAACUUGAAAAUAGAAGGAUUGCUUGAUGCGGAAGGUCUACACAUAUAUGCUUUAUCCUUGUGGAAACUUGGUCAAAGUAACUUGGCCCUCUCUGUGGUCAAAAAUCUUGCUGCUAGUGUUUCUAGUAUGGAGCACAUUUAUGCGGCUGCCUCUGUUAGUUUUAUUUGUCGAUUGCUGUAUUCCAUUUCUGGCCUAGAUUCAGCAAUUAAUAGUAUUCUGAAAAUGCCAAAGGAACUGUUUCAGAGUUCAAGAAUCAGUUUUAUAGUGUCUGCCAUUCAUGCUCUCGACCGAAGUAAUCGACUCGAGUCUGUCGUUGCAAGCAGCCGUUACUACCUCAAAUCUCCUGAAGAUAUAAGUGGAAUGCACUUUCUAAUUGCACUUGGUAAAUUAGUAAAAAAUGGGUCGGGAUCUUCUCUUGGGUUUAAUAGUGGAGUGGCUCACCUCAGAAAAGCUCUUCACAUGUACCCUAAUAGUGGUCUGUUAAGGAACCUGCUUGGUUAUCUCUUGCUGUCUGGGGAAGAAUGGAAUGAUUCGCAUCUUGCAACUAGGUGCUGCUUCGGAGAUGUUUCUAAUGGUCUAGUGAAAGGUUUGAAAUCAACAUAUGAAAUCCUUGGUGCCGGAUCUGUUGCUUGCUAUGCGCUAAGCACUAGGAAUCCGAAGUUUUCCUUUCCAACGUGCUCAUAUCAAUGUCUGAAUCCUGAAGCUACCGAGCAGCUGCAGAAAUGCUUACGUCGAGAACCAUGGAACCAGAGUGUGAGGUAUUUACUUAUCCUCAAUUUACUCCAGAAAGCACGAGAAGAGAGAUUUCCCCAUAACAUAUGUAUCAUGCUUGAGCGGCUCAUUUGUGUGGCUCUUUCCGAUGAAUGUUAUUCUCAGAUAGACGUGUCUUAUCAAUAUCAAAAGUUCCAACUUCUCCUUUGUGCUUCUGAGCUCAGUUUGCAAGGUGGAAAUCAAAAUGGUUGUGUCAACCAUGCCAAAAAUGCUUCAUCAAUCACACUUCCCGACGGUUAUCUCUUUUUUGCACACUUGCUAUUAUGCCGUGCUUAUGCAUCAGAUGGUGAUCUUACCAACCUUCAGAAAGAGUAUAUAAGGUGUUUGGAGCUGAAGACAGAUUGCUAUGUUGGUUGGAUUUAUCUAAAAAUUAUUGAAUCGCAAUAUGGCUUGCAAAAUGAUUUAAAUCUCUCAGAGUUGAACUUCAAUGGGUGCUUGAUGGAAGGGAAGGAUCCACCGAACAUGUGGAUGGCUGUAUUUCAUCUAGUGCAAGGUUUGAUUUGUGUGUGGAAGCAGGAUUUCCUUUCUGCUGAAGACUUUCUUAGACGAGCCUGUUCAUUGGCAAGCGCUGAGAGCUGCCUCCAGCUAUGUCAUGGUGCUACCUGUUUGGAGCUUGCCAGACAGUGGUGUGAUUCACAAUUAUUGUUGCUUGCAAUUAGAAGUCUGAGGAGAGCUCGAGAAGCUUCGGCAACCCCUCUACCGUUUAUCUCUGCAUUAUUGGCUCAAGCAGAAGGAAGCCUUGGUUCCAAAGAAAAAUGGGAGAAUAGCCUGCGUCACGAAUGGUUUACUUGGCCACCAGAAAUGAGGCCUGCUGAGCUUUUCUUCCAAAUGCAUUUGCUUGCAAGACAAUCAAGAGCGGGGCCGGACUCUUCCAAUGUGGAGUGCUGUCAGAGUCCACAGAGAUGGGUUCUUAGGGCCAUUCAUACUAAUCCUUCUUGUGUCAGAUAUUGGAAGGUCUUGCAGAAGCUAGAUGGAUAAGUUGUUUAGUCAAAAAGUUACACUCGAAAGUAAACAUAAUCUCCUUCCAAUUGUAUGUAAAUUAUGCCAAUUGUAUUGUUAUCAUUUAUUCGAAUUGGCUUUGGUUUAGUAAUUCCAGGAAUUAUAGGCCAUAGGUGUUUCUUUUAUCUUUGCAUUCUAUUAUCCUAUGAUGAAUUUUUCAUUCGAUGAUAGCUGUA
Morus notabilis is the source of this 3833-nucleotide messenger RNA. Its product is annotated as tetratricopeptide repeat protein SKI3. The transcript is spliced from 21 exons. NCBI's taxonomy places the organism in Eukaryota, Viridiplantae, Streptophyta, Magnoliopsida, Rosales, Moraceae. Gene Ontology annotation, cellular component: Ski complex. The coding region runs from base 127 to 3636 and encodes 1169 amino acids. Gene Ontology annotation, molecular function: protein binding. The record is from RefSeq and is a predicted model, not a curated record.